AUGUCGCUGCCUCGCCCCCGCGCCUCGUCGCCGUACGGCGUAUCGACGCUGACGCUGGAGGUGCCGCUCGACACGCCCAUCCAUUCGCCACAGUACACCGAUAUCAACGGCGGCGGCGCUGUCCUCUCGACGUCGACCGUGCUGCUUACGCUCUACUACCCCUGCGAUGUGCCGCCCUCCACCACCUCGUCGUCGACGUCCAAAGCCGGACACGACAGCCCAUCGUGGCUCGAACCGCCCAAACUGAGGUCGAUCACGGGCCUGCUCAAGUACGCCGGCGUGCCCAAAUUCCUCGCGCCGGCCAUCGUGCUGCCCGCGUGGGGCGUCGUGGGUCAGCGUCUGCCGUGCCUCGCCCACCAACCCCUGUAUCGGCAAGAAAAGGACAGGACGAGGACGACGACCAUCGUCCUCAGCCACGGUCUCGGCGGAACGAGGACCACCUAUUCGACCCUCUGCAUCGGCCUGGCCGCCCGGGGCAACAUAGUGGCCGCCAUCGAGCACCGCGACGGUACUGCGGCGUGUACCACGACCCUCCACCCGAGCGGCAGCGCAGACAGGGACGGCGCGGCGUCCCGAGGACUGUGGAGCUGGUUCUCUGGCGGCGGCGGCUCUGCACCCACCUCGACGGCCAAGACCUACGUUCGGCCCGACGAAGUGGCCGAGAAGCCCGAUCCGAUGGUCUUCCGACGCGCCCAGCUCGAGCAUCGCCAGGCCGAGGUCGCCGCGGCGCUCCAGGUGCUCCGCCGCAUCGACGCCGGCGAUGGCCUCGCCGUGGCGCACUCCUCGACGCGCUCGCCCACGCAGCCGCUGCUCGACGCCAUCGCGACCUUUGCGCACCGCCUCGACCUCGACCGACCCUGGAUCGCCGGCCACUCGUUCGGCGCGGCGACGGCGCUCGAAGUCGUGCGCCGCGACGACUGCCCCUUUUCGCGAGCCCUCCUCAUGGACCCCUGGGUCGAGCCCAUCGAGCUCGACUCGCUCAAGGCGCGCCCGGUCAGGCGGCCCGUGUACACGAUCAACAGCGAGCACUUUACCUGCUGGAAGGGCCACAUGGCCGACGUCGUCGAGAUCAUGAAAGGCGCCCGGGCCGCAACGGGACAGGGGUGGCUCUGCACCCUCUCUGCCGAGCCGACGACCGACGCCGCGGCGGUGCCCGCGGCGACUGCGGCCGCCUCACCGCAGCGCGACGAGAGCGACCCGAACCGGCUGGUCGUCGUGCACGACAUGUUCGGCACCCUCUUUUCGCUCACCGCGCCCACCGAGGCGCUCGUCUCGCUCUUUCCCUCGCAGCUCUCGCCCGACGCCAGCAGCGGCGACGGCGGGGGCGGCGGCGUGCCACCCAUUACGGCCGAGCUGAUCGUCAUGGACUGGUUCCACGCGACCCAGCGCGAUUUCACCUAUCGCUCCGUGUCCGGCGGCUACACACCCAUCGGCGCCGUCUUCAAAGCGACGCUGCCGCGCGUUUUGCUUCAGGCCGGCCUCCUUCCCCGCGCCAGCAACGGCGGAGACGCGCUGAGUCAAGCCGGGUCCGGCCUGGAUCGAUCGGGUGACCACGCCCUCGUCAACCCGUACGGCGAUGAGGUCGUCGAUGCCAUGAUGGCUUCGCUCAAGCGGCUUGCGCCUCGACCGGGGAUGGAGGAUACCUUCCGCUCCAUCUACCGCGAUCGACGCGGCGAGGGGACACUGCAUCCCUCGAUCACCAAGGUCGAUCUGUGGGCCGCCACGAACGGCAGCCUCGAACUGGGCCGGUCUUCGUUCCUCCGCGUCCUCGGAGACAUUGAUGGCGGCGACCUCGACGUGCGGCCCUCUCCUUCAUCUUCAUCUUCGUCUUCGCCAUCGCCGUCGUCGUCGACGGCUAAGGGCGAUGCGACGAGCGUAGGCGAGGGGGUGGGGCUGUUUAGCUGCGACGAAAUCGAGGUGGCCAAGCCCGACAUGCGCGUGUACGACGAGGUGCUGCAGCGCGUCGACAAGCGGGCGGGCCAACGGGGGCUGUGGUUCGUCGCGUCCCACAAGUGGGACCUGUACGCGGCCAAGCGCGCCGGCUUCAAGACGGCCUGGGUGACGUACGAGGAGCACUACGCCUGCCACGACGUCUUCGGCACGCCCGAUAUCGUCGCUACCGACCUCGCCGACUGCGCGCGCCAGAUCCUCGUCUCGGAACGGCGGCAGCGCGACCUCGACGCCGUCGCACCAAGGCCCGCCUGGCGGUACGUCGACGAAGAGGCGUACGGUGCCAAACCGUACGCCAGCCAGCAUACUGCCUUUUCCGAUUUCCCCUUUCUGCUACCCGGCCGCUCGUUUGACGGCACCGUGUCGGCCCUCGAGACGAUGCACGUCCUCGUCGACCUGUGCCACGCCACGUUCCGGGGUCGCGCGCAGCCCUGGACCGGCCUCGAGUCCGAGUAUGGCCCGGGCGACGCCUCGGGGACGGGGACGGAAAAGAGGGAGUGGAGCGUGUGGAAGGAAGGCAGGCCUGCGCCGUCCCAUGCGACGGGGGCGCCGGUGCAGCACGGAGAAAAGAAGCGGGGCCGCAUCGUCGUACAUUCGCUAGAGUAG
Molecule: messenger RNA, 2556 nt
Organism: Pseudozyma flocculosa PF-1
Lineage: Eukaryota; Fungi; Basidiomycota; Ustilaginomycetes; Ustilaginales; Ustilaginaceae
Exons: 1
Coding region: 1-2556 (851 amino acids)
Molecular function (GO): 1-alkyl-2-acetylglycerophosphocholine esterase activity
Source: RefSeq, a predicted model, not a curated record